Rhinolophus ferrumequinum (greater horseshoe bat) is the source of this 560-nucleotide messenger RNA. Its product is annotated as cell division cycle 5-like protein. The record is from RefSeq and is a predicted model, not a curated record. Lineage: Eukaryota; Metazoa; Chordata; Mammalia; Chiroptera; Rhinolophidae. Gene Ontology annotation, cellular component: spliceosomal complex; Prp19 complex. Gene Ontology annotation, biological process: regulation of transcription by RNA polymerase II; mRNA splicing, via spliceosome. Gene Ontology annotation, molecular function: DNA-binding transcription factor activity, RNA polymerase II-specific; RNA polymerase II transcription regulatory region sequence-specific DNA binding. The transcript has a single exon. The coding region runs from base 35 to 526 and encodes 163 amino acids.
UCUGAAAAAGGCCCAGGACGUUCUGGUAUAGGAGAUGGAAGUGGUAAAACAAGGUAUGAGCCAUGGAGAACUCUCAAGUGAAGCUUACAACCAGGUGUGGGAAGAAUGCUACAGUCAAGUUUUAUAUCUCCCUGGGCAGAGCCGCUAUACACGGGCCAACCUAGCAAGCAAAAAGGACAGAAUUGAGUCACUUGAAAAGCGGCUUGAGAUAAAUAGGGGUCACAUGACAACAGAAGCCAAGAGAGCUGCAAAGAUGGAGAAGAAGAUGAAAAUUUUGCUUGGGGGUUACCAGUCUCGUGCUAUGGGGCUCAUGAAACAGUUGAAUGACUUAUGGGACCAGAUUGAGCAGGCUUACUUAGAGUUACGCACUUUUGAAGAACUCAAGAAACAUGAAGAUUCUGCUAUUCCCCGGAGGCUAGAGUGUCUAAAAGAAGAUGUCCAGCGACAGCAGGAAAGAGAAAAAGAGCUUCAGCAUAGGUACGCCGACUUGCUGCUGGAGAAGGAGACUUUAAAGGCCAAAUUCUGAAGCACAGUUUAUAUUCUGUCACAAGAUGAAUUAC